This is a messenger RNA of Sphenostylis stenocarpa, 867 nucleotides long. The record is from the annotation of a GenBank genome assembly. Lineage: Eukaryota; Viridiplantae; Streptophyta; Magnoliopsida; Fabales; Fabaceae.
AUGGAAUACAGAACCCUAGAACUCAACAUCAUAUCCGCCAAAGACAUAAAGAAUGUUAAUCUUUUCUCCAAGAUGGACGUUUACGCCGUCGUUUCGCUCUACGGUGACCCUCUUCAUCAUCAAAGUUCAACCACCCCCGUCGACAAAGAUAGCGGAACCAACCCCAAGUGGAACUUUCCGAUGAAAUUCUCCGUCAACGAAACGCUCGCCAAGGAGAACCAUUUGUCCCUCGAGAUCAAGCUCGUCUCCGACCGCACCCUCGGUGACACCGUCAUCGGCACCGUCCAUGUUCCUCUCAGGGAGAUUAUCGACAACCCCGGUGACGACGACAACUUCCGACAUGUCACUUACAAGGUCAUGAAAUCUGCAGGAAAAUCCAAGGGAUCUUUGAAUUUAUCUUACAAACUCGCCCAGAAUGCAUCUGCUCGGUUUGCGGCCAAGGCGGCCGCCCCGAAGGCAGAGACGGAGCCGGUCAUGGCGUACCCUCCUCAGCCAUCGGCGGGAUCUAGUUCGGUUCCGUACGGAACAUCACACCCUCCGCCACAAUAUGCUGCUUCAGGAUAUGGAUAUCCAACCCAACAGCCUUAUGGUGGAUACCCACCGGCUCAACCAGCAUACGGGUAUCCACCUCAACAAGCAUACGGUGGAUAUCCUCCACAGCCGGGUUAUGGGUAUCCGCAACAACCGGGAUAUGGGUAUCCACAAGCCCAGAAACCAAAGAAGAACAAGUUUGGGAUGGGGUUGGGAGCCGGAUUGCUCGGUGGUGCCUUGGGUGGCAUGUUGAUCGGAGAUAUGGUAUCUGACGCAGCAGCUUAUGAUGCAGGCUUUGAUGCUGGAUUUGAUGAUGCUGGAGGAUUUGAUUUUUAA